AAAAGAAGCUAGUUCUGAUUAAAACUAAACAGAUGUAAUAGCGCAAGAAGAAGAAACACAAAAAAAAAGAUGGAGGUAGAAUUAGGUCUGAAGAUAACUAGAACAAAAGACGAUGUCUCUUCCUCUAGAGAUUUUCAGGUUGUUAAAGAUUCUUUUGGUCGUCAUCUCUCGCUUUCUCGAGAAACCAACUCUGUGUUCAUCCUCACUCUUCAUCUCAAAGGAUUCAAGAAGGAUGGUGUCGAUAUCGAGAUAAACAAAGAAGGGAAUCGGAUUAAGAUAAGCGGAAGAAAACAAGUACAAGAGAUGGUUUUGGUAAAGUGGGUUGAAUGGAAAAAAGAAACUGAAGUAAAGGAAUUCAAGAAAGUGUUUCGGAUUCCGGAUAUCGUUAAUCUUGACAAGAUCAAAGCGAAACUCAAUGAAGAAGAUGGGACUUUAACUGUUACAAUGCCUAAGAAAAUUAAGGGGAUUACGGGUUUGAAGAUCGAGGAAGAAGAGGAAGAGGAGGAAGAAGAGAAAACGGAGCCAGUAGUUGAAGAGAAAACAGAGGAAAAAACAGAACCAGAAGAAGAAAUCAAAGAAGAGCUAAAACCUGAGGUAGAAGAAGAAGAAGAAGAAGAAGAAGAAGAGCCACAGAGAGAAGUGGAAGAAGACAAGAUUGAAGAAGAGGUUGUUGAGGAAGAAACAAGGGAUCAUGAUGAGGAAAAGAAAGAAGAAGUCGAAGAUAAACCAAGAAAGAAGAGAAGAAAAAAGUUUCGUUUACCAUGUUUUGCAGGAUCCACUCUGCUUAUGUCUAUUAUUGUUUUCAUUAUUCAAUUGAUUCAGUCCAGAAAAAAAUGAGAUCA
Messenger RNA from Camelina sativa (false flax), 842 nucleotides. Lineage: Eukaryota; Viridiplantae; Streptophyta; Magnoliopsida; Brassicales; Brassicaceae. The record is from RefSeq and is a predicted model, not a curated record.